CUGUAUGAUGGACCCAGUGCUGAAGCUCAUUUGAUCACACGUCUGUGUAGGGAUGUAGGAAGUAGCAGUCAGUACAAUUCCAGUGGAAACCACAUGUUUAUACGGAUGCAGACUAGUGGGGACAGUGGCAGGGGUUUCAGUGCUACUUACACCACAGGAUGUGGAGGUAUGCUGAAUGCAGACACUGACGGACAGAUCUUCUCUCCAGGAUACCCUGGCCGGUAUCCGUGGAACACACAAUGUGUUUGGAUUAUCAGCUCUUCCUUCCAUG
This is a messenger RNA of Candidula unifasciata, 271 nucleotides long. The record is from the annotation of a GenBank genome assembly. Lineage: Eukaryota; Metazoa; Mollusca; Gastropoda; Stylommatophora; Geomitridae.